UCCCCCCGCCAGUCCGCCACUACCACUGCCACCUCUGCCCCGCCACAACCAGUCACCCAACCCCUCUCUCUCUCUCUUCUCUCUCUUUCUAUAUUUCAGCUUUCUUCGUCUGCUUAUGAAGCGAAGAUAAACACCCACAAAGCUUUCUUGAAAUAUUAUUCACUCCAUUUCUCUCUGGAGAUUGAGUGUAUCCGUUGCAUAAUCGUUAAUUUUAGAUGGAGUGGAGUGCGAGGUGGGGUUGUGAAAGCCUGGUCAUGUUAAGCUCGAAACCCGGUGAAAGUCCAAAGAAGCUGCAACUAACAGACUCGGAGAUUGUAGAAGACGGGGGGGAGCUUGAUGGCGGUGGAAGUGACAGUGGCAGUGGUGUCUAUGGCUCUGAUCCCGGGCAAGUACAUUCAACCAAGGGCUCAAUAUCACUGAAGAAAUCUCCUCCUCGGGAUACCUUAGUGGGCUCUGUAGAACCAUUGAUCGGUCUGAAGCUUGGUAAGAGGACGUAUUUUGAACGGGGCAAUGUUAAGAGCUUAUCUUCCGUUGCUCCAGUGUCAUCUGCGCCCAUGUCGAAGAGAACAAAAUCUUCUUCUCGGGGUUCACAAAUUUCACGGUGUCAGGUCGAGGGCUGCAAUCUUGACCUUUCGUCUGCUAAACAAUAUCAUAAGAAGCAUCGAGUCUGUGAAAAGCAUUCCAAAUGCCCGAAGGUCAUUGUUGGAGGAGUAGAACGGCGAUUUUGCCAACAAUGUAGCCGGUUCCAUAGCUUGUCAGAGUUUGACGAUAAGAAGCGCAGCUGUCGCCGGAGGCUUUCUGAUCACAAUGCAAGACGCCGUAAUCCACGGCAAGACUUGAUCCAGUUUAACUCAACAAGCCUGCCUUCAUCCUUUUACGAUGAUAGGCUACAAGUGAAUUUUGUGCUGAACCAAGUCCCGGUUGUCCAUUCAAAAACUGCUGCAAACUCGAGCUGGGACACUCGGAGCUCCAAGUUCACUAUUAGCGAAGAGUUCAUUUCCGAGCCUGAAAAAACUACCAGCAUAAACAGGCAGCCAUACAUAUCGGGGAUCCAGCUGCCAAAUGCAACCGGUUUGCACAGUAAUGCAUGGAAUUGGGCAUUGACAUCCAAGGCCACCAACGCUGAAGACUUCGGUCAAGGUGCGAAGGUAUCCAUGCCCCCUUCAAAUGUAUGCACAAUGCAGGAGUUUGCUUGUGCUCUCUCUCUUCUGUCAACUCCUUCCCAGAGCUCAUUUGAACCUAUAUCCGUUUCCAACGGUAACCCUGCUGGACAUGCGAAUCAGAGCAACUUUCCUGCUGAGACAAUGCUGCAUGCAGAUACAAUCCCUCAGGGCCUGCCGCUUGCCUCAUCAGAGUACUCGGUCUUCAACCAAUUUCCAUGGCCAUACCCUGGUUGGGGUUGCCAAUACUAACAACGCCCCGUCUCUUGUCAGGGAUUCAGCUGUUCAA
Messenger RNA from Ipomoea nil (Japanese morning glory), 1449 nucleotides. RefSeq names its product squamosa promoter-binding-like protein 3. Gene Ontology annotation, molecular function: DNA binding. The transcript has 5 exons. Gene Ontology annotation, cellular component: nucleus. The record is from RefSeq and is a predicted model, not a curated record. Bases 216 to 1412 code for a protein of 398 amino acids. Lineage: Eukaryota; Viridiplantae; Streptophyta; Magnoliopsida; Solanales; Convolvulaceae.